Oncorhynchus masou masou (cherry salmon) is the source of this 2809-nucleotide messenger RNA. RefSeq names its product farnesyl-diphosphate farnesyltransferase 1 (gene fdft1). Gene Ontology annotation, cellular component: endoplasmic reticulum membrane. The transcript is spliced from 7 exons. Gene Ontology annotation, molecular function: squalene synthase [NAD(P)H] activity. Gene Ontology annotation, biological process: farnesyl diphosphate metabolic process; cholesterol biosynthetic process. The record is from RefSeq and is a predicted model, not a curated record. Bases 296 to 1672 code for a protein of 458 amino acids. Lineage: Eukaryota; Metazoa; Chordata; Actinopteri; Salmoniformes; Salmonidae.
ACAGCCUGCUGCUGCGCUUAAUGGGUGCGCCUGUGGACAAAUUCUUCGAGGUAUGUGGAUGGAUUUAUUACUCUGGUCUGGAGACUGUAUAGGCCGUGAGACUUGUUUAAAGAUCACCGACUGACCCCGCCCUGCAAAGUCUAUAACUUCCUAAAGUUUUCACCCCGCUACAGAGUAACACCCCAUGUCCUCUGCUGAACUGCGCGCACGAAUGAAUACCACGGAUAUUAAUAACUGGAUAGCCAACAAUGUUGUCUAAAUUGCUCAUGGAAGGCUGAGCGUCCAUUUUCCUCAUAUGGCCGGAGCUUGCUGCAAGUGUCCGGUUUCUCUCACGGUGUUCAAGCGCUCUCUCUGCGUCACCCCGCGGAGCCCUGGACCCGCUUCACGGUCCCUUCUCUCCGGGGGACGGCUGGGCGAGAGGGGCGUGCAGGAGGGAUGUUGGGCCGCCCGCCCCAGUGCUUUGCGGACAGUAGGCUCUUACCGACACCCCGUGUUUCUCUGUUUCUCUUGCCAGGAAUCCAUGAGUGAGAGCCUGCGGACAUGCUACCUCUAUCUGAACCAGACCAGUCGCAGUUUCGCCGCUGUUAUCCAGGCGCUAGACGGAGAGUUACGACAUGCGGUGUGUAUCUUCUACCUGGUCCUACGUGCCCUUGACACGGUGGAGGAUGAUAUGACCAUCCCCCUGGAGAAGAAGGUGCCCAUGCUGAAUGACUUCCACACGUACCUUUACCAGGCCAACUGGUGCUUCACUGAGAGCCACGAGAAGGACAGGCGGGUCCUGGAGGACUUCCCCACGAUUUCCUUGGAGUUCAGGAACCUGGGUCAGGCAUACCAGGAUGUGAUCUCGGACAUCUGCCACCGCAUGGGAGUUGGAAUGGCUGAGUUUCUGGAGAAGAAAGUGGGCUCCAUGAAGGAGUGGGACCAGUACUGUCACUAUGUGGCAGGGCUGGUGGGUAUAGGCCUGUCCCAGCUGUUCUCUGCCUCCCAGCUGGAGGACCCCGAGGUGGGCAAAGACACAGAGCUGGCCAACUCCAUGGGCCUGUUCCUCCAGAAGACCAACAUCAUCAGAGACUACCUGGAGGAUAUACAGGUGGCAAGGGCCUUCUGGCCACAAGAGGCAUGGAGUCAGUUUGCGUGUCGUCUGGAGGACCUGGCAGAGUCUGACCAGCUGACCUCAGCCCUGUCCUGUCUCAACCUGCUGGUGACAGACGCCCUGCGCCACGUCCCUGAUGUCAUCACCUAUCUGGCACGCCUACGCAACCAGAGCGUCUUCAACUUCUGCGCCAUACCACAGGUGAUGGCGAUAGCGACCCUCUCAGCCUGUUACAACAACCCUCAAGUAUUUCAGGGCGUGGUGAAAAUCAGGAAGGGUCAGGCCGUCACCCUCAUGAUGCAAGCCACCAACAUGGGUGCUGUGCAAAGCAUCAUGGCCCAAUACAGCCAGGAGAUGCUACAGAGGGUGUCCUUGACAGAUCCAUCCCGGGACAAAACCCUGUUUAUCCUGGGUGUGAUCCAGGAGAGGACUCUCUCCCAAGCCACCCUGGCCUCAAGGACUGCCCACCUCUCCCCCAUGUACCUCUCCGCUGCCAUGAUCCUCGCCGCCCUCAGCUGGCAGUACCUAAGCACUACAGCCGGACAACCUCCCGGCACUGCUGACAUGCAGGGCCAUUGAGCCCACUCAACCCCCACUAACCCUCACCCUGCAUGGGGUGCACGACUGAGAUGCUCCCUUCUCUCCUGAGGCCUGGUUCUCCCUCUCCCCUGGAGGAAUCUUACCCUCCCAUUCACCUGUCCUGUUUAACUCACCUGUGAUGGUCCGUAGAGGCCUGUACUAUGGGAGUCACUGGUAGCAGGGUUGUCUUAUUGUGUUUGAUAGUGAUUUGCAGUCUUACUUUCCGUAACAUUAUUUUCUAACACAUUGGUCAUACUCACGUCAGAUACACACGGCACCUGGCACAUCUCUCUUGCUCAUUUGUUUUUUUUUGGUUUGUUUUUAUGUUGAUUUGAGUUAUUUUGUAACCAUAACACUGGUUUUUUUUGUUCCAUGUUUUGAAAGGGAGAAUUCCAAUAGAGCUAUAAUGGAUUGGUCAUUUCACUUUUUUCUUCAACAUUAAUUUGAAAUGUGAAUAGGAUUUAGUAAAGUCUUGGACCCAUCACACAAACCUAAAGCACACAGCUCACACACAUACAGGACAUUGUGAUUUAAGAAACAUCAACUAAACCAUUGUGCAUUUCUUAUAGUCGUUUUUUUUUUGGGGGGGGGGGGUUGUAAUGUUAUUUUCAAUAGCAACUAAUGAAACACAAUGGUUCUGUUUGAUGUGUUUUAUAAGUGUCUGUAUAUCUCCAUAGCAAGAACUAAGAUGAUUGUUUAUGUACAGUAUAGCUACAUGUUGUCACAUUCAAUCAUAGUAAACUGGGCACAUCUCAAUAGUCUAAAGUUGCCUCCUCUGAAAAGACAUAAUAGCAAAUAUGAAGCAAUAUGACAGAAGCCUAGCUUAGCUUUCAUCUAUAUGUCUGUGUCUUUCUCAUUGUGGACAAAGGAAAGGGGACAAGGAGCGGAAGCCACAUUUGUCUUUUGAGACAUGCCCAGUGUAAGAUGAUACAGAGACUGGUAGAAGCGGGAUUGCAGCAGAGCACAUAGUAGCAGGCUGCUAAGUGUCCUUAAGACCGAGCUUUGGUGAGUAAGAAGGCUACAAUAGUGUGGUGUAUCCUUGUACACAACCAAAGAAGACAUUAAUAUUGCUAUGUAAUGUGAUAUUUUAAUUUGUAUAUCAUUGAAAAAAGAAUAAAAGACAAUAGUGUUUCUGAA